This is a messenger RNA of Musa acuminata AAA Group (dessert banana), 2638 nucleotides long. RefSeq names its product cytochrome P450 78A11-like. NCBI's taxonomy places the organism in Eukaryota, Viridiplantae, Streptophyta, Magnoliopsida, Zingiberales, Musaceae. Bases 853 to 2493 code for a protein of 546 amino acids. The record is from RefSeq and is a predicted model, not a curated record. The transcript is spliced from 3 exons. Gene Ontology annotation, molecular function: monooxygenase activity; oxidoreductase activity, acting on paired donors, with incorporation or reduction of molecular oxygen; heme binding.
CUCUCUCUCUCUCUCUCACGUUCAAACGUAACACCGGGAAAUUGCAUUGCUCGCACUUCGAUGGGUUACUUGAGCACAAAGCAACCCCAGCCGUUUGCCUUGGAGCUCGCCAUCGUCUGCUGAGAAUCUAUGGGAUCGUCUUCUACCCCGCUUGCAGGUUGAACGUAUUUGCUGCAAGGAUGCUGUUCCUAAGCCUUCAAGCUCAUUCUUUUGGCAAUGUUGAAUCACCAGUUGUUCCCCUGUUAAAACUCCAACAAGUCCCUUGAAGACACAUUAUAACUAGCAGUAAUGUAUUGAGGUUCUCAAGCUCUAGUAGCAUUGUUAGUUAGCUGUGCGUGUUUAAUUCGUACCAAUAGCAUAUAUCCCUGCGUUCUUAUUUGUAGAUGAAGAAGGUUCUUCCCAUCUCAAGGUUUUUAAUAUCUUAAACUCUUUAUCAAGCUUAACUUAGAUGAGUGUGUUGUCUUCCCAUUCUUUUGAUAUAGUAUGGUUAGAUUACCACUGAUGCUUAGAUGGUUUAUUGCAGACCAACUCCAACAUUUCCAAUCCAGUUUUCGUAUAGACUUUGUUUCCUAAUAUUGGUGUUAAAACACUGAGAAUUAGGAAUCACCGAAAGAAAGUUAUGCAUCAAUCAUCAUAUUAAUAUACCUUCAAAACGCCUUGAGAUGUGGAAGUAAAUCAGCUGAUGGGUGGUGAGGAUCUUCGGAGGAACCCUGCGUAGAAUUUGCGCUCCCUAUAAAGACCGUCCUCCCCUCUUCUUACUUGCCUCAUAUCACUUGGCUUCUCUCUUCGCCUGCUGGUCUCUUCCAUCCAUCCCUCUUGCUGCUUCUCUCGUAAAGAGGGAGAUAAGAACUCAUGGCUCUCAGUACGCGCACUACUACUGACUCGAACUGGUGGGUGUUCACCCUUCCUGCCUUCUUCGGCGUCGAUACGCUGCACUGCGACCUCCCCCUGCUCUUGCUCAGCCUCUUCAUUGCUUUCGUCUCCUUCGGCCUGAUCGCCUGGGUCCUGUCCCCCGGAGGCCGCGCUUGGUCUCACGGCCGGGCCCGCCGUGGUACCGUUCCUAUACCUGGCCCCCGCGGCCUCCCCGUUUUCGGCUCCCUCUUCUCCCUCGUCCGCUCCCUCCCCCACCGCGCCCUCGCAGAGCUCUCCGCCGCCGCUGGUGCCAAGCCCCUCAUGGCCUUCUCCAUCGGAUCCACCCCCGCCGUUGUCUCCUCCGACCCGGCCGUGGCCCGCGAGAUCCUCUCACACCCGGCCUUCUCCGAUCGCCCACUCAAACGCUCUGCCCGCGAGCUCAUGUUCGCCCGCGCCAUCGGCUUCGCUCCCAGCGGCUCCUACUGGCGCCUCCUUCGCCGCGUCGCAUCCGCCCACCUCUUCUCCCCCCGCCGCGUCGCCGCCCACGAACCCGGCCGCCAGGCCGAUUGUUCCGCCAUGUUGUCCGCCAUCGCCGCCGAGCAGCGUCUGGAUGGCUGCGUCCGCCUCCGCCCGCACCUACAGAACGCCGCCCUGAACAACAUCAUGGGCAGCGUCUUCGGGCGGCGUUAUGAGGUGUCGGUACCGGGGGGCGAGCAGGAGGCAGAGGAGUUGAAGGCCAUGGUGCGGGAAGGCUUCGAUCUCCUGGGCGCCUUCAACUGGUCUGAUCACCUCCCGUGGCUGGUGCAGUUCUACGACCCCACCAACGUGAAGAAGCGAUGCGCCGCCCUCGUGCCGCGCAUCCGCAGUCUGGUGACCAGCAUCAUAGCCGAGCACCGCCUCCAGGGGCCGAGCCGCGAGCAGGACAAUGGCGACUUCCUUGACGUGCUCCUCUCGUUGGACGGCCACGAGAAGCUCGAUGAAGACGACAUGAUCGCCGUCCUUUGGGAGAUGAUCUUCCGGGGCACGGACACGACAGCGCUGUUGACGGAGUGGACCAUGGCGGAGCUGGUGCUCCACCCGGAGGUUCAGGCCAAGCUCCGUCGCGAGAUCGACGCCGUCAUUGGCCGCCACCACGUGCCGACGGAUGCCGACGUCGUGCGGAUGCCCUACCUCCAGGCCGUGAUCAAGGAGACUUUCCGCAACCACCCGCCGGGACCCCUGCUCUCCUGGGCCCGCCUCUCCACCGACGACGUCCACCUAAGCAACGGUAUGCUUGUCCCCGCCGGAACCACCGCCAUGGUCAACAUGUGGGCCAUCGCGCACGACGCCAAGGUGUGGGCCCGGCCGGACUGCUUCGAGCCGGAGCGGUUUGUGGACGCCGAUGGCGGAGCCGACGUCGACGUGCGGGGGGGAGACCUACGGCUAGCGCCCUUCGGGGCCGGCCGCCGUGUCUGCCCCGGCAAGAACCUGGGCCUGGCAACCGUGGGUCUCUGGGUGGCGCGGCUGGCCCACGGGUUCGAGUGGGCCCCCGUCGAUGGCGCCGCGGUGGACCUCGGUGAGGUGCUCAAGCUGUCACUGGAGAUGAAGACUCCCCUCACUGCCGCUGCCACACCAAGGGAGAACGUCGUUGGGGUGCUCUAGUUCACAUGAAGAGUCUUCAGAUAUAGAAGCUAGUCGAUGUUGUUAAGGGGCUCCAAUUUUGGGUUGACGGUAUCAUGGAGUCUGGUUUACUUCUGUUUGCUUGUUAAUUUUAGUAGUGUAACCAAAACUUCCACAUAGUUUGUAA